Messenger RNA from Geosmithia morbida, 984 nucleotides. RefSeq names its product lipoyl(octanoyl) transferase. Gene Ontology annotation, cellular component: mitochondrion. The coding region runs from base 1 to 984 and encodes 327 amino acids. The transcript has a single exon. NCBI's taxonomy places the organism in Eukaryota, Fungi, Ascomycota, Sordariomycetes, Hypocreales, Bionectriaceae. The record is from RefSeq and is a predicted model, not a curated record. Gene Ontology annotation, biological process: protein lipoylation.
AUGCUUGUGCGCAUCCGAACAGCGCCGCGUCUUCUCCACGCCCCACGACCGUCGACGACUACGGGAUGGCUCAGCUCGGCAGCAGCGGCCGCCGCGCCUGCGACACCAGCCGACACUGCCACCAGCCACGACGGCAUACUGCGGCAUCACCACCUCCACCCGGGCAGGCUGACGAGCUAUGACGAAGCCGAGUCUCUGCAGGAGAGCAUCCGAUCCGACCUGCUCGCGUGGAAGGGUCAGAAAUCUGCCAGGGGGCGACGGGGCGGAGACGACCAUGAGCCUCCCCCGCGACCGCACCUCAUCUCGUUCGAGGCGGCGCCGACUUUCACCCUCGGCCGUCGACAGCAGAACCCCCCGCCCGAGCAGAUGGCCCGUCUGCGCCGGGAGCUGCGCAUCGCCGACGACGGCGGCAGGAACGACGGCGGACGACCGACCAGCCUGACCCCCGCCGUGCGCAAGACCAGCCGCGGCGGCCUGACGACCUACCACGGUCCGGGUCAGAUGGUCCUCUGGCCGGUCCUGGACAUGCGCUCCCCCCUGUACCCGGGGUACGGCGUCGAGUCGUACGCCAGCCACCUCGAGUCGGCGACCCAGCGCCUGCUGGCCGACCUGUUCGGCAUCAGGACCUACAUCAGCCGCGACGACCCGGGCGUCUGGGUCGCCACGCCCCCCGGCGAGCCCGAGCGCAAGAUCGCCGCCCUGGGCGUCCACCACCGCCGCCACGUCACGGCCUUGGGAAUAGCCGUCAACAUCAGCAUCCCCGUCGAGGGGCCCGAAGAGUCCAACCCCUGGGCUAGGUUCGUGCCCUGCGGCCUGGACGGGAAGCUGGUCACCUCGGUGGCCAAUGAGCUGGGGGAUCCCGUGCCCGAGGCGACGCCUGGGCGCUAUGAUGUCGCCGCCCUCUCUCGUACCUGGGCUGAGAUGUUUGCCGAGGGUCUGACGGACCCUAGGCGACGUGUAUUUGCUGGGUCGAGGAUGGGUUAG